Cantharellus anzutake is the source of this 1307-nucleotide messenger RNA. RefSeq lists its product as uncharacterized. The transcript is spliced from 3 exons. Lineage: Eukaryota; Fungi; Basidiomycota; Agaricomycetes; Cantharellales; Hydnaceae. The record is from RefSeq and is a predicted model, not a curated record. The coding region runs from base 155 to 856 and encodes 233 amino acids.
UCAGAGCUCGGCUGGAAUUGCUUUUUGAGGGUAUACGACUCCUCCGUGCAUAUAAUGGGGGAGAUGCUGAAACCUGCUCCGCGUGGGCUCAAGCGUUCCAUUCUGGAAAAUAUUCAACUUUCUCGAAGCAUCUCUCUGCGUAUAUCAAGAAACGAUGCCGUCAUUGAAUAGCGACUUUGGCCUCAUAAAUGGGGAGUGCAGCGACCUUGGAUUUGGUCGCCCAAUUCUCCAAUCUCAAAAUCCCAACGGGGUGACGAUUUUCCCCCAGAAGCCUAACCCUGCCCUUUUUUCGGUGAAGAUAAUUGUUUAUGCGGCGAUGAUCAGCUUGCAAAAUGUUCUGCUCGAAUCCCCUUGUGCUGUAGCCAUAUCUGGAGGGGGGGUAAUCACUGAGGCGCGCCAAAAAGCUGUACAGGCGGCGAACGGGAUGGCGGCGUUGCUCAAGCUUGUAAUAUCCCCGUCCGCGAGCGUGACGGGUCAGAGCCAAACGGAGGCCGUCUACUCCCCUAUUCCUACUGUCUACAAAGAUGUCUCGCUCUUGCCUCAUGUUUUGGACGCCUCUGUCGUGAUGGCGCACGAGAUCCAAAGAUGCCAUAUUUCUCCCACCAACGAAGCCGAGCCUGGCAGGCUAGUAGGGAGCCUUGAACUCUUCCGAACUCUAGUGAUUGUACUGCGGGAUUUAGGGGCAUCUGAUCCAUCGAUAUCGAUAGGUAAGUUUUAUAGCGUCGCCUUUCUGCACAUGCUAAUGAGCCCACCAAUAGGCGAUGAAGUACAAAGGCUCAUCGGGGUCCUCCCUGAUCGCAUUCGCGCAUUACUAGAUUUGUCGCCGCUUGCCAGCAUGGGACAUUGCGGAAGUUGAGCUACAUCAUAUGUAAUAUAAUUACUUAUAUCGUGUGUAGUGUACCCUUAUGCAGGAUUCCACAGCUUUGACAUAACAUAAAGGCGGUGCUUUCGGUCAGUAGCUCGAUUGAGUGGCCAUGUUAUUCCAGGCAGUGGAGUUGAGAAAAGGAGAUCCUGAUCGAACAGACGUGAGAAUCUUCGACGACCCCCUGCUGGACCGUCCAAAGUGGAAACACAAGAGACACUGGGCUACGCUACAGCUCAAGAGUGACUGGAAAGCCACUCAUCUAAACACACAAGUGACCGGGUAUCGGGACUCCUCGCAGUUCCCCACGUCUCACUUUCAGCCUUUCGGACUCGGAGUGAGCCUUACGCGAUCUAUGGAGGUCCGCAUUAUAUUAGAACCGAGUCAGUACUGUAUGCUCCACUAUAUACUCUACCACCUCUUAAUUCGGCGUUUUGUUUUCUGU